This is a messenger RNA of Gavialis gangeticus (Gharial), 939 nucleotides long. It is a transcript of the gene MEI4, whose product is annotated as meiotic double-stranded break formation protein 4. Gene Ontology annotation, cellular component: lateral element. NCBI's taxonomy places the organism in Eukaryota, Metazoa, Chordata, Crocodylia, Gavialidae. The transcript has 3 exons. The record is from RefSeq and is a predicted model, not a curated record. Gene Ontology annotation, biological process: spermatogenesis; oogenesis; homologous chromosome pairing at meiosis. Bases 15 to 935 code for a protein of 306 amino acids.
GCCGGAGCCUGAGGAUGGAGGCAGGAGGCGGCGCGGGCGCGGCAGGAAUAAAAGAGAGAAGAGAAGAUCAAGUCUGGUACUUGAAAAUAUCAAAGUUGGCACUGGCUUUAGCAAUUAUUCACUCAAAACCACCAGAAAAAAGCUGCAAAGAAUACACAGAGCAACUUGCCAAAAUUCUAUCUGAACAAGAUUUUAACUGGAGAUCAAAAAUUAAAACAUUAGAAGCUGAAGUUCUUCGAUUGCGUCAGGAAAUUCUUUUGAACAAAAUCUGUCCAAGACUCUGCUUGGAAAAUGGGAAUCCAGAUGCCUUUACAGAAAUGUCGCCGGAUCAGGAGUUUAUAAACUCUAUAAAUCCAAGCCAGCUAGAAGAUUCUGGGUGUGAUAUAUCUAGUGACUAUGCAUUUGAUACUUUAGACAUAUCACCUACCUUUCUGUACUCUGAGCUUAGUUGUAACACUUCAUCUUCUAAAUUUUGUUCUGAAAUACUUCCUAAAUUGACUCCAUAUUGUACUGACAAGGAAAAAACUCUCACUGCUCAUAUGCAGUUUUUGCAGCAUCUACUUGGACUAAGAAAACUGACAGAACCAGGAAGUUUUCAAGCUGAUUUUACAGAGUUUGAAAACAACUACUCCACAGUAUCAGAAUCUGUCUCUCAGUUGCUUGAAGGCCUGAUUAUUUACUGCAACAGUCCUAAACUUCCAGUUACACAUUUUAUGACUGAGGCAAUUUGUGUUUUGAGCAGUUUAAUAACUGAUUCUAAAUUAUCUAAUCAUGUUCUAAAAAAGUGUUUCAAGAAGCUACACGAAUUUAAGAAACAACUAAUUCAGAUUAUUUUAAGCAACAACAAUAUCAAUAGGGUAAGUUUAAGCACCUGUUACCAUGAAUAUCCAAAUAUACAGUUUAGAAUAACAGCAUUAUCAAUUGGAAGUUUUUGAAGUU